This is a messenger RNA of Polyodon spathula (Mississippi paddlefish), 2448 nucleotides long. RefSeq names its product lysosome-associated membrane glycoprotein 5-like. The coding region runs from base 520 to 1326 and encodes 268 amino acids. Lineage: Eukaryota; Metazoa; Chordata; Actinopteri; Acipenseriformes; Polyodontidae. Gene Ontology annotation, cellular component: membrane. The record is from RefSeq and is a predicted model, not a curated record. The transcript has 6 exons.
CACACUUGAAAUUAAAACCCAGCCACACAGCUGCCACUUCCUUUCAGCUACAGGGGCUACCCCCAACUUCAGCUGCAAACACAAAACUGGGAAUAAUAGCAUUAUAAAGAAUAGGCAUGUAGGGGUCUUGAUGUAUAGCAAGUUGAAAUAACUCCUUUUACUACGUCGCUUUCCUAAGACAAGGCAGAGUUCUCUGUCAGCACAGUAUUUGCAAUACAAAACAGCUUCAGCUUUAAUGUAGUUGAUUUUAAAAUAAAUAAAUAAAUAAAUAAAUAAAUAAAAAGCAUACUGGUCUGGACCGGUUUUCCGUGCAUACCGCUACAGGAUACCACUGCCGCUGCAAGUUACACGUUGGUAUCACAGUUGCCAUAACUCUACUGAAAGAUGUAUUGAACGGACAACCACUGCAGUGGUCGGAGUCCACAUUUUAUCACUGAUUUCGUCUCAGAUUGUAACCGUUAUACAGAUAUUUGACGCUUGAACUCUCCGGGACACGGGGAACUCGCCAGAUUCAGGACCAUGGACAGCACUCGCGUGUUCUGUUUUUUCCAUAUUUUGGCUCGUAUUUUGGCAGAGCAAGAAGUGGAGAAUCUAUCAGGUUUAUCAACCAGCCCUGACAAAGAUAUAUUUGUGGUUCGAGAGAAUGGGACGACGUGUCUAAUGGCAGAGUUUGCGGUCAGAAUAGUUGUACCUUUUGAUGUCUUAGCCCUGAAUGGUAUAGAUCUCAUCACAGAACAAGCCCAGUUGACACUUCCGCGUGGGGCUGAAGUGCAAGGUAAAUGUGGUUCUACAAAGGCAGAGCUACAGAUGUCCUGGAAUAAAGAUGCUUAUAUAUUUGGUCUCUUCUUUAUCAAGGAGGUCCACAACUUAACUAAGGGUGAAGAUGUUGUCUGGAAGAUCAAUAAAAUCCAAUUCGUUUAUAACACUAACGAACCUUCGCAUUUCGGUAACGCCUUUAAUCCUGAAAAACACACUGCUAGUUCACACCAUCUGUCAGCCCUUGUGACCCCAGCUGGCAGAUCCUAUGAGUGCCAGGCUCAGCAGACAAUUUCCUUGAUUUCCAGUGACCACCAGAAAGGUGUGACCGUCUCAAUGUCCGAGGUGAAGAUCCAGCCCUUUGACAUCAAGAGCGACUUUAUGUUCAGUGAAGCCUAUAAGUGUAUAACGGACCAGAGGGAACAGCUAGAAGAAAUGCUGCCAUUAAUUCUGGGCAUCAUCCUGGCACUCAUCAUUGUAAUUACUCUUGGUGUGUAUCACAUCCAUGAGAAGAUGACUGCAAAUCAACCACAGCUUCCAAGAGACAGAAGUCAGUAUAAGAACAUGUGAUCACUUUUAUCACCGCUCAUCUGUUACAGUUGCUAAAAGAUGAUAUUUAUCUUCAUAAAUACAUUAGAUUUAUUAAAGUAAGUUUUUUACAGGUUUGUCAUGAGGAUGUUGCUGUUAGUUUUUCUUUUAUUCUUUUCAUUUUCAUAUUUUUGAAAACUAUUAGUAAUUAUUAAUAGGAGAUGCUGGCUAGCAAUUGUUUAAUGCAUAUUCGAUUAAUAGGUAGUAACAAACUGUAAAAUAAGCCAUUAUAAAUGCAAAAGCACAUUUUCUAAUGCUGUAUUUUAAAAGGAAGGCACAGAAAGUACAGGAGUACAGUUCUACUGUAUGAUUUUGUCCUGUCUUAAUUGUAUAUCUUUCCUAUGACUAUGACUUACUGUACAUCAUCAAUCAAUACAUUUGAAUGUAUAAAAUGUAAGAUGUGUAAAUAAGACUUAAAUCAAGCUGUAACAGAAAUAAAUGAUUUACGGUACACUGUAUGCUUAUGGCUGGGGUAGUGUAAAAUGUGUAUUCAUAGCAGUACAGGUUUGAUCAUUUACUUCAUUACAAAAUACAGUAUUCAUGUCAUGAUUUGCAUAUUGUGCUUAAUUUAAUUAGAUAGCAUUGAAAUGAAAUGUGUAAACUUAUAUUUAAAGAAAUAAAUGAUGUAACCAUAUGAUGUGUACCGUAUAUGUUAUGCUAAUUAACACUUGUUCCUGUCUUUUCCGUGAAAUGGUUUAGUAGGAGUGACCAUUUAUUAAUAUCAAAUCUGAAAGAAUACAACAAUUUGCUUAAGGGUUCCCUUAUAUUUUGUGUGGAAUCUAUUUCCAUUUUAUGUACGGUUUGAACUUUAGUUCCAGAGCAAGGACUCCCCCCUCCCCCCCUCACAUUACAUCACCUUUCAGUAAAUCGUAAAACAAAUAUAGAUUGACCUGUCAUUUACCCCUCUUUCAUUCAAUUGAUUCACAUCCCUCGCUUGCCUCCACCUCCCCUAAUUGCCAUCUUUUUUUAAUUACUGUGAUUCACCUCCAGGGUUCUAUUGCCUUGUUGAAAUGGUCAGACGAGGGACCCUCAAGUCUAGUGGAUUUGAGGUCAAAUGUUUAAUCUUAUACUAUACUCCAUAGAAUAAAUACAAUUCAUUACUAA